Molecule: messenger RNA, 745 nt
Organism: Pyrus x bretschneideri (Chinese white pear)
Lineage: Eukaryota; Viridiplantae; Streptophyta; Magnoliopsida; Rosales; Rosaceae
Product: defensin Ec-AMP-D2
Exons: 2
Coding region: 221-448 (75 amino acids)
Biological process (GO): defense response
Source: RefSeq, a predicted model, not a curated record
AGAUCCGAAUAUUUUAAAUUUGAUCACACGGUUACAAUUAUUAUAAUUUUUAAAUGUUUUCAUGUUUGUAAUCGUUGGAUCAAAUUUUAAGAGUCUGAAUCUCCAAAUUCAUAGGAUUUGGUAGAAGAGAUCCGGAGAUGAUCUCUUCCCAUCUUCUCAAUCUCCGGUCUAUAUAAGGGCUGCUAGGUUCCGACUCUAGGCACAUACAAAUUAUAUAAAGAUGGAGCGUUCCAUGCGUUUAUUUCCAACCGCCUUCGUCUUACUGCUGCUUUUGGUGGCCACCGGGACGAUGGUUGCUGAAGGUAGGACCUGCGAGUCUCAGAGUAACCGUUUCAAAGGAACCUGCGUGAGUAAAAGUAACUGUGCUUCUGUUUGCCAAACUGAGGGCUUCCCCGGGGGCAAUUGCCGUGGCUUACGCCGUAGAUGCUUUUGCACUAGACAUUGUUAAUUAGCUAAUUAAUUAAGCUAGUGAUGAGCUGAUCACUUAUCACUUAAUUAUCAGUGGGUGCAUGGACGUAGGUACUUUGGUACGAGUGUGGAACUAGCUAGAAUAAGUUAAUGGCCCAAUUCACAGUUGGGUUGUUAACAUCGUAUCCCUGUUGUGGUUCUUAAUGUUCUUGUUUGUUAAGAACCACCGUCGUGAGUUAUUUCGUAACGUCGUAUUAUGUAACUUCUAUAUUUGUCAACGAAUUUGAGUAUUUCUAAUGCCCUACUUUUGAAAUGCAAUUAAUCAUCAUUUUCUCAA